AUGCCGCCGCAUCUACACCCCCGCUCGCGGUCAACGAGCACCCUCUUCGCAGGCACCCUCCUCGCGUCCCUCGUGGUGGUCGGCAUGCCGCACCUCUUCCCCUGCCCAGCGCCGCGACGCACCCUGGCCGAUUCAGAGAUGAUGAUCACAGCCGAUGGGCAGCAAGUCCCUCGCAUCCGGCGGCGGCGGCGGAAAGACGCCGAGCUAGACCCGGAAACCGCCCGCCCCGGCUUCCCAACACAAUCCGGCGCCGUGGACGAGGAGGUGUCGGCGUUCUUCCAGAUGGAGGAGGAAGCUGAGAAGCUGGCCCAUGUUGGGCACGAGUGCCCUGUGCCAAAGCCCAAAGGUGUUCUCGGCGAGCUGCUAGGAUUCCGCAAUGCGCGUGGAAGCGAGCAACACCAGACGCAGACGGGCGGAUCGGCCGAUGGAGGUCGGUAG
This is a messenger RNA of Penicillium canariense, 438 nucleotides long. RefSeq lists its product as uncharacterized. The transcript has a single exon. Gene Ontology annotation, cellular component: mitochondrial matrix. The record is from RefSeq and is a predicted model, not a curated record. Gene Ontology annotation, biological process: mitochondrial respiratory chain complex IV assembly. The coding region runs from base 1 to 438 and encodes 145 amino acids. Lineage: Eukaryota; Fungi; Ascomycota; Eurotiomycetes; Eurotiales; Aspergillaceae.